GAUGGUCCGCUGUGGCGACCCCUAACGGAAGAAGCUGAAAGAAAGUUAUAACUUGGUCUUUAUUAGGGCCAAUGAAUAUCUAAACGCAUAAAUAGCAUAAAAUAUGAUAAUACAAAACACAAUUAAGAAACAUACAUGGCAUCUAACAUGCUAUAAUUUCUUGUCCUCUUCAUUUAAUAUUUGCAAAUGACUGCUGCAGUAAUUUUUGCUCUAAACUUCAUCAUUCAGUGACUUUAGCUUAGUGUUCUUUACAUUUCUGCAUCAGAACGGCAAUCCAUUAUUGCAUUGAGAUAAGUACACAACAAUUAUGAUAAAUAGUAAUUGUGUUUUCAUUUUUGUGUGCAGUCAUUUUGGUAAUCUUAAGUACCAUUUGCUAUCUGCUAUCUACUGCAAACACUACCUCUGCCAUGUUUUGGGAGUUUGAGGGUCAACUGUGAGUAUUUAAAAGAGCAAGCCCUGUGGUACGCUCUUUGUGCACAGCAACAAUGGGCAAGGUAGCCUUGGUUUCAGCAUUGGCCCUGCUGCUUCAAAUGCAGCUUGGCUCAGCCUACAUUUUAUCAUGCUACUUCACAAAUUGGGCGCAGUAUCGCCCUCCUCCCACCAUCUACAUGCCCAAUAACAUCGACCCCUGCCUGUGUACCCAUCUUCUCUACGCUUUUGCCACCAUGACCAAUGACUACAAAAUUGCUACGUAUGAGUGGAAUGAUGUGGAGCUCUACAGCCAAUUCAAUGCCCUGAAGGACAAGAACGGCAACCUGAAAACUCUGCUGUCAGUUGGUGGGUGGAACUUUGGCUCCUCGGGGUUUUCUGCCAUGGUAGCCAGUGCUGCGAACCGCCAGACUUUCAUCAAUUCUGUCAUUGUUUUCCUGAGAAAGUAUGAAUUUGAUGGAUUGGACAUUGACUGGGAGUACCCAGCCAACAGGGGAAGCCCACCACAAGAUCAGCAACUGUACUCAGUUCUGUUAGCUGAAAUGAGAAGUGCAUUUGAGGCAGAGGCCAAACAGACCAACAGAGCCAGACUGCUGAUGUCCGCUGCUGUCUCAUCAGGUCGAGGCACCAUUGACACUGCUUACCAGAUUCCUCAGCUUGGACAAUCACUGGACAUGAUUAAUGUUAUGACCUAUGACAUGCAUGGAUCAUGGGAUCCUUUCACAGGAGAGUGCAGCCCCCUGUACAGGGAUUCUUUUGACAGUGGAUCCUACAUCUACUUUAAUGUGGACUAUGCAAUGAAUUACUGGUUGAACAAUGGUGCUCCUGCAAAUAAGCUUCUUGUUGGGUUUCCCACCUAUGGCAACACAUUUACCCUAAAAAACCCUGCCAACCAUGGAAUUGGAGCUCCAAUCUCUGGAGCUGGAACACCAGGAAAAUACACUCAGGAAGCUGGGGAACUGGCUUAUUUUGAGAUCUGUACCUUCCUGCAAGGGGGCGCAACUGAGGUGUGGAACUCUCAACAAGACGUGCCCUAUGCCUAUCAGGGAAACCAAUGGGUUGGCUAUGACAACAUGAAGAGCUUCCAGAUGAAGGCUGAGUGGCUGAUGAAAAGCAACUUUGCUGGUGCUAUGGUGUGGACCAUUGACAUGGAUGACUAUUUGGGAACUUUCUGCAACCAGGGCAAAUAUCCUCUAAUUAAUGUGCUUCACAAGGCCUUGAAUCUGGACCAACAACCCUGCAAUCCUCCUGCAACUCCACUUCCACCAAUACCAGGAGUGAGCACCACAACCGCUAGUGCAAGUGGAGGAAACUCUGGCAGUGGAAGCUCCAGCAGUGGAAGCUCCAGCAGUGGAAGCUCCAGCGGCAUGAACAGCUCCUUCUGCGCUGGUAAAGCCAACGGUCUGUACCCAUUCGCUGCCAACAGCAACAAGUUCUACGAGUGCAACGCAGGCCAGACUUAUUUCCAGCAAUGUGCAACCAGCCUGGUGUUUGACACAAGUUGCUCAUGCUGCAACUGGAGCUAAAGGCUUAACACAUUAUUACAUGGCUGACUUUAUCCUGCUGUUCUGAUUCCUUUAUUUUCUGAUAAUAAAAGUAAAACUGUCCCAAUAAUUAGCUGUAAGAAGUAUGUUGUGUGAAUUGUAGGAAAUGGCGAAAUAGAUUCACAGCCCACAAGCUGCUUCGGUUUAAAAAGCGACACUUAUUUACUUCCUUUGUGCUCAGGAUUGAAGAAUCGGCUAAUAAAGCAUAUGAAACGGCUCUGCGUAUCUUUCUCGAAUUGUAACAUGUUGAAACUUUCUGGUUGAGGCUCUGGAUUACUGAUAAGAAAGGUCAGAGGUUCAAGCCACAGUAUCACCAAGCUUUCACUCUUUGGCCCUUGAGCAAGGCCCUUAACAUUCUGUGCUUCAGGGGCAUCUUCCUAGCCAAAUUUGAUAUGCCAAGAAAGAAUUUCACUGUGCUGUAAUGCAUAUGACAAGUAAAAAGCCUAUUUCUUUCUAAUGAAAAAAAAGCUAUACUAAACUUUUCCUAGUGCUAACUUUAAAGCCCAUUUUUCACUUGAAGUUGUGGAUAUUGUUUAUCUUUAAGGUUCAUAAACAGGCAUCCUUGAUGUUAGUAUACCAAGGAUCUGGGAGGUACAGUUUUGAUUUGAGUGUAGAUGUUAUUGCAUUGAAAAUCCUUCAUGAUCACACGAUCCCAGAUCGGGAUCUCGCAAAGAACAGUUCGGCCAUCCAAUCCUGAUUUUACGGGCAUCUUUAAGCCUCUCAGUCCCAUCCCACUUUCUACAAACACUAAACGCCUCCUGGCUGCAACAGGCCAGGCGCAAUGCUCUCAACAGUAGCUGGCUAGCUAGUGAGCUACCAUUCAUCGAUAGGCAGAACCAGCAUUAUUGUGCUUAGCCAAAAUCUGAUCAUUUUUCUCAACCAAAACGUGGUUAUACUUAAAAAAAACAAGGCGUAGGUUUUUCCGGAUCUAGGUUAUUAUUCGGAUAACGUUAAGCAAACGAGUUAGCCUAGCCUGUUGGAAACUACCUGGCUUGGAGUCGCUACAUACCUUAGCACACCAGUGGCUGCUCGCUCGGUGUAACCGAACCUGCCGCCAAAUAUCCCUCUGACAUUACUGGGACGCCGAAAAAGCACCGUUACGGACUCCGAUCUGCAGAAUGGCGAGGCCUUCGAGG
Silurus meridionalis is the source of this 3109-nucleotide messenger RNA. Its product is annotated as acidic mammalian chitinase-like. The record is from RefSeq and is a predicted model, not a curated record. The coding region runs from base 486 to 1955 and encodes 489 amino acids. Lineage: Eukaryota; Metazoa; Chordata; Actinopteri; Siluriformes; Siluridae. Gene Ontology annotation, biological process: chitin catabolic process; carbohydrate metabolic process. The transcript has 11 exons. Gene Ontology annotation, molecular function: chitin binding; chitinase activity. Gene Ontology annotation, cellular component: extracellular region.